CCAAUGACCAGUUCGACCUGUUCGAAUAAUUCGUUGAAGUUGAUUUGUCUUCACCCAAAUGAGUUCGUCAACUCUUUCAUAUCCCCAAAGUUUAAGACAUUCCCUUCCAAGCUCCAUGGCACGACCAGUCACCCACAAGAAUAUUAAACCAUCAUCUUGAAGUGCUGGAACGCCCAAUUCUCUCAUCUCAUCAUCUGACAUUGUUCCAUACGGAAGUUCCAUGUGAAUAUCCCAAGGAGGAUCAGCCAUAAUGACAGCAAACUUCCCUAAACAACUCAUAUUGAAUCCAUUGAGCUGGAUUUAAUGUCACUUCAAUGGAACG
Molecule: messenger RNA, 322 nt
Organism: Clunio marinus
Lineage: Eukaryota; Metazoa; Arthropoda; Insecta; Diptera; Chironomidae
Source: the annotation of a GenBank genome assembly